AUGAAUGAUACGCUGACAUUAGGACGUGAAGAGAUGCUUUCUAAACUUGCGGAUGCUGACGAUGACUUUGCAACUUGGCUCCUUUCUGAAUCAUCAUCGAAUAAUUCAAAUUCUAAUGCUAUUAUCAAUGGUUGUUUACGAAAAAACACUUUGUCAUUGAAUAUUGUACCAGUAGUCUGUGGCUCUGCGCUGAGGUGUACUGAAAGUGUGCGGCCAGUGUUGAACCUAGUUGCUAGGUUUUUUCCAGCUCCUGUUCAGCGAAACAAUUUGAUUAGAAAGGUGUUCGAGGAUGAGCUUAGCGCACUGGUUUUCAAGAUCAAUCACGACAAACGUCAUGGGCAAAAUUGCUAUGUACGGAUAUACACGGGGACGUUAAAAAACGGUAGCUCGUUGUACAAUGCAUCUCGUGAUAAAGUGGAAGAUCGUGUAACCACUUUUUUCCCCUACAGUGAUGUACUAAAACCAGUUGAUUUUGUACAGGCUGGUGAAAUUGCAGUAGUUUCUGGUCUUCACUCAACAGUUACAGGCGACACUUUGUUGCAAAGUGAAAGUUCGUUUAAGAGAGCAAAACAACGAUUGAAGAAAUCUGUCGAGGAAAAUGUUGCAAGCAGUGUUACCAACGCCUUCUUUCAGAAUUUUGAGAUGGAUGAUCCCGACAAAUCAGUUCUUCUGGCAGGAAUUCGAACCCCUGACCCAGUAUUCUUUUGUUCCAUUGAACCGCCCGAUUCUAUUAGCCGGCAAUCAUUUGAAAAGGCUUUACGCGAAAUAACCAUUGAGGACCCAUCAGUUCGUGUUAGACUGGAUAAUGAUACGCUACAGACUGUUAUUGAAGCUAUGGGUGAAUUACAUAUUGAAAUAGUUAAGGACCGGCUGUACAGGGAUUAUGGUUUGAAAGUUUUUAUGGGACCGCUUCAGGUUGCUUAUCGUGAAAUUUUUGAUGGAAAUAUUGCACAUUCAGCUACAGCCAGUUCUGUUGUAGGCGAAAGGAAAAUGAAACAUGAAUGUUCGGUUACGCUUGAAAUAUUUUCUGACCAAAAAGCAAGGCCGUUUGAAAAGGUAGAACUGCAAUUACAAGAAAGGGAUUCUUUCUUAAGACCUGAAUGGAUAAAAGCUGUGAAUGAAGGCUGUGCUAACGCACUUUUAAGUGGUCCCGUUCUUGGUUUUCCAGUGAUGGGUGUUAAAAUUGCUUUAAAAUUACUUAACGUUAGUGGUGGUCGUAUUUUACCUUCUAUAAUAUCGGCCAGUGCCUGUAAAUGUGUUAGGGAAGCGCUUUCCAAAGUGACUAUGCAUUUGAUUGAACCAGUGAUGGAAGCAGAGGUAGAAUUGACUGGCUCUGAAAGGCAAAAUUGUUUUAACGCUGUAAUACAAGAAAUAACAUCUAGACGUGGCAUUAUUCUUAAAAUGGUUGGAAAGAAGGAUCAAAAUCACAACUUAUGCAUUUUUUCAAGAAUACCUGUAGCAGAAACAUUGGGAUUUUCUAAUGCUCUGCGAAGCCUUACCUCCGGUUUGGGCACUCUUCAUAUGCGCGUCGCAGGGUAUGUGGAUGUACCUCCAGAGCAGCAGAAUGUAAUUGUGCAGAAGGUCAAACGUGCUUGGAUUCGAAGUUCUAUUAUAUAA
Molecule: messenger RNA, 1617 nt
Organism: Enterobius vermicularis (human pinworm)
Lineage: Eukaryota; Metazoa; Nematoda; Chromadorea; Rhabditida; Oxyuridae
Source: the annotation of a GenBank genome assembly